Messenger RNA from Saccostrea echinata, 1311 nucleotides. Its product is annotated as collagen alpha-1(XXV) chain-like. Bases 1 to 1311 code for a protein of 436 amino acids. The transcript is spliced from 2 exons. The record is from RefSeq and is a predicted model, not a curated record. Lineage: Eukaryota; Metazoa; Mollusca; Bivalvia; Ostreida; Ostreidae.
AUGGUCAGGUGCCUAACUUUUCUUGCUAUUUUGCUGACUGUAUGGGGGGUUACCUCGGCUUCCUAUAGUUGGAGUGGACCGACAGCGGCGGCAAAGUGUGAUAAGGAGGCUAAAGCACUCCGCAGUCUCAUUGCACAGAUGAAAAACACUGUCGUUCUUCUAAAAAAACAAUUGGCCAAAAUUCAUUAUGGCGCCAUAAAAGGUCCUAAAGGAAGCCCAGGGCAUCCGGGACAUAAGGGACCACGCGGCAUUCCAGGAAUGAAGGGCGAAAGGGGUGAUCCAGGUCCCAUUGGGCCAAGACCAUAUGAAACAGGAUAUCCUGGCCAUAAAGGACCUAGAGGGGAUCCCGGGGAUCAAGGAAAAUUUGGACAUAAUGGGAAAAUGGGUGAACAGGGCGACCAGGGAGAAAAGGGACCAAAGGGAUAUCGAGGUCCAAAAGGUCCCAACGGUGUUAGAGGAGAUCCGGGAGAGAAAGGAGACAAGGGUGACCCGGGAAAACAAGGCAUUAAAGGUAUAAAAGGAUCAACAGGGGACCUAGGACCAAAAGGAGUUACAGGAGAUAUUGGGGAAAAAGGACUGGUUGGACCUAAAGGCAUUAGGGGCGAAAAGGGUGAGAUAGGAGACCAAGGAAAACAGGGCAAGAAGGGUUUGAAGGGUGAAAAGGGGCAAAAAGGAAACAAGGGACCUAAAGGUAACAAGGGACCAACUGGAGACAUGGGUCCAAAGGGGAUGCAGGGAGAGAGGGGUCCAAAGGGAUUUAGAGGACCUAAGGGAGAAAAGGGUAGAAGGGGUGAGAAGGGUGAUCCAGGAAACAUGGGCAUGAAGGGGGAACGUGGAGACAAAGGUCCAAAGGGCAUGAAAGGGGUUAAGGGACCCGAGGGAGAUAUGGGUAACCCAGGAGACAUGGGGUCUAAAGGACACAAAGGUGGAAAGGGAGAUCGUGGAGAGAAGGGCGAUCAGGGUGAAAAAGGGGAGACAGGAGACCAGGGACCACCUGGAGAUAAAGGCCUCACGGGGGAUCCUGGCUUUCCCGGCGAUAAAGGACCCCCUGGACACAAGGGACCAAAAGGUGUCAAAGGGCAUGUGGGACCAAAAGGGGGAAAAGGCGACCCAGGCCUCCCAUGGACACCAGUGACACCAGUGUAUCCAUCAAAACCAGUCAAGCCAGUGAAACCAGACUAUCCAUCGAAGCCAAGCCACAAAGGAAAAACGGUUAAGCCAUCUCCACAAGGUCACACCGAGGGUCCAGACUAUCUACCCAAUGCAUUCACAUCAUUACAUGAUGAUUAUUUAAAUGACUUCUAUCGCUAA